This is a messenger RNA of Etheostoma spectabile (orangethroat darter), 3267 nucleotides long. RefSeq names its product hemicentin-1-like. Lineage: Eukaryota; Metazoa; Chordata; Actinopteri; Perciformes; Percidae. Gene Ontology annotation, molecular function: calcium ion binding. The record is from RefSeq and is a predicted model, not a curated record.
CAGACAAUGUUGAAGAGGGGAGCAGCACUCUGCAGGCACACCUGGACAACAUCCCUCCCAGUGUGGGUCCCUUGCUGCGGGUGCUGGUGUCUGCGUUUGCUCCCAUCUACUGGACUACUGUGCUGCAGAGUGGAGUAGCCAGAAACGGCUACUCCCUCACUGAGGGCCAGUUCAGACAGGAGUCUCAGCUGGAGUUUGAGACCGGGGAGAUCCUUCGUUUGACCCAUGUUGCCAGAGGUCUGGAUUCUGAGGGAGUUUUACAGAUUGACAUCGUAAUUAACGGAUUUGUACCUCCUUCAUUGUCAUCAUCUCAUCUGAGCCUACAAGAGUUUGAUGAGUCAUAUGUGCAGACGGGCCAAGGGCAGCUGUACGCGUGGUCAUCGCAGACCCACCAGGGAGGAGGAAACCCCAUGGUGCUGCGCUGUAAUCACACCAUUAUUUAUGAAGGUCAGGAGGAACGCCAGGGCCCCGUGCUCCAGCUGCUCAAGGUUUCUGGGAUGAACAGCGUCUACAACAUGUUAACUCUCACUUUGGACUUCCACAUCACUGCUAGCCUUCUCACACCAGAUGGUUAUGGAGAAACAUGCCCCAAGGGUUUUAUUCUUGACACAGCGUCCUACUGUGCUGAUGAGGACGAGUGUGUGCUUCAGUCUCCCUGCUCUCACUCAUGUAACAACAUCAUGGGAGGCUUUUCCUGUGCCUGUCCCUCUGGCUUCACCAUCUCUACAGAGACCAACACAUGCCAAGAUAUCGAUGAGUGUUCCCAGGGUUCACACAUGUGCCACUACAACCAGCAGUUCAACACAGUUGGCACAUAUCGCUGCCAGGCCAAGUGUGGACCAGGAUUUAAGCCCAGCAUCGCGGGAACCAGCUGUGAAGAUGUGGAUGAGUGCCAAGAGUCUGCCGUCUCCCCAUGCCAGCAUCAGUGUCUCAACACUCUGGGCUCCUACCGCUGCAUCUGUCACCCUGGAUACCAGCUGUCAGGACACCGGUGCAUCGACAUCAAUGAGUGCAUGAGGAAUGUGUGCCCGGCUCACAAGGAGUGCCGUAACACAGAGGGAGGAUACCAGUGUUUUGACAGCUGCCCAGCUGGCAUGACCAAAUCAGAAAAUGGUGCCUGCAUGGAUGUUGACGAAUGCCAGGAUGGAAGUCACAUGUGUCGCUACACUCAGAUCUGUCAGAACACAAUUGGAGGUUACGGUUGUGUGUGUCCCAGAGGUUACCGAUCUCAGGGAGUAGGCCUGCCAUGUCUGGACAUUGACGAGUGCCAGCAGACACCAAACCCUUGUGCCUACCAGUGCCGCAACGUGCCUGGCAGCUUUAGGUGCCUGUGCCCUCCUGGUACUGUGCUGCUUGGAGACGGGCGCUCCUGUGCGGGGCUGGAGAGAGGGCUAACCUUCACCAAUGGCACCAGAGUCAGGGCAAGACUCCACCCACAGCUGGUAUCGUCUCUCGGUCAGCCAAUCCUCUCCCGUUCUCCUGGAGUGACUCGCAUCACCAGGCAGAGCUGUCCUGUGGGCUACACCAACAGAGACGGCACGUGUGUUGAUGUAGAUGAAUGUCUGCUCAGGAAGCCAUGUCAACACGAGUGCCGAAACACCAUUGGCAGUUUCCAGUGCCUGUGUCCUCCUGGCUAUCAACUCCUACCCAAUGGCAAGAGCUGUAAAGACAUCAAUGAAUGUAUAGAACAAGGAAUCCAAUGUGGACACAAUCAGAUGUGUUUUAAUACCCGAGGAGGAUACCAGUGCAUGGACACACCCUGCCCUGCUUCCUAUCAGAGUGGAAGAAGCCCCGGGACAUGCUACAGGCCCUGUUCUCUGGACUGUGCCACAGGAGGCUCUCCUCUGCUCCUGCAGUACAAGCUGCUCACUCUCCCCUCUGGCAUUCCGGCCAAUCACAAUGUGGUACGACUGUCGGCUUUCUCAGAGUCAGGCAUCCUGCAAGAGCGUACGUCUUUUACGGUACUUGAGCAGGAAUCAGUGUCAGGUGGAAUGGGCCGGUUGUUUGGCAUCAGAGACGAGGCAGGCCGGGGGAUCAUCUUCACCCUGCGGGCUCUGAACAGUCCGGGACUAGUGCGCCUCAAGGUGCAGGCCACAACCAUCUCUCUGCAGGGCCGCAUCACCUACCAGAGCAUCUUCAUCAUCUACAUCUCCAUCUCAACGUACCCCUACUGAGCCUCUAUGCUGCUUUACAGAAGACUCUGCCUCCCAGCGGCCUCUGGAGGCCUCUUAACCACAAGGCCAUUCCCCCCCAAGACCCUGUGCCUCGGACACAUUUGGCCAUGCAAAGAAGUGCAUAAGAACAUACAAGAGUAGGUGGACAUGGAUUUCAUGAAGAUGUGUUCAUCCAUGGUGGAAAAAGUCCUUUACAGUAAAUGUUCAUUAGGCUCUGUUGAAUUAAUUAUAGAGCAGAACCUACGCUGUAGUAGAAAUCUGAACUGAGAAACAUACUGGACUUUUGUUCAUAUUCACUAUACGCCCUAUUUGGGGAUAUAUCUUUCUAACCAAUAUCUGAAAAUGCAGAAUGCAAAAAAAAUGUAAUGUAAACCAAGCACUGAAGUUAUUUACUAUCCAUCAAGAACCACCACUUUUUUAUCUUCUGCGAUCUAUCAUUUUGUUCGCUUACUUUACAAUGUUAUCUAAUUCUGGGACAGAUUUAUUUUUAAACAAAAAUAUGUUUUGCAGCCCACACUUGACAGUUAAGAAAUUUUACACUUUUCCCCCUACCACUUUAAUUUAUUGAAGUCAUUUGAAAGCAUCACUGGUUUAAACAACCUCUAGUCCCAGAAGAUUUGAAUUAAUCAGGAUCUACUAGCAUCGUGAUAACAAACCUUUAAUGGCACAUUGUAACAUUGGCUUGUAGCUAUCUAGCAAGCAACACUGUUUCCUAUAUGUUUUUUAUACUCUUUUAUACAGGUUUUAAGGUGCUAAUUUGAAUGUACUGUAGUGUUUUCAAUACUCACCACAGAGUUUGACUGCACUUACUUUAUGCAGUGUGUGUCAUUAGCUACAAAAUGACAUGGCUUUUCUGCAUUCAUAACACUAUACACAUUUUAAAACUCAAUUCAACAUUAGAAGUAGUUGGUGUUCAGUCCUAAAAUGUUUGCCAUCAAUAUUCAGAUCUGAGAAGGGAGUUGAUCUGAAAGAAAACAUAAAAUGCUAACAGUUGCAGUAAAAAUGUGUGCUCUACUCCUGCAGAUUAAAGAAAUAUUUCCCUGUUGCUGUAAAUGAGUGUCAAAUAAUUCUAGAAAUAAAAUGGACAACACUU